Molecule: messenger RNA, 343 nt
Organism: Staurois parvus
Lineage: Eukaryota; Metazoa; Chordata; Amphibia; Anura; Ranidae
Source: the annotation of a GenBank genome assembly
GCGGAUAUAGUGAAUGCAGGGUCCGGGGAGAGCGGAUAUAGUGAAUGCAGGGGUCCGGGGAGAGCGGAUAUAGUGAAUGCAGGGUCCGGGGAGAGCGGAUAUAGUGAAUGCAGGGUCCGGGGAGAGCGGAUAUAGUGAAUGCAGGGUCCGGGGAGAGCGGAUAUAGUGAAUGCAGGGUCCGGGGAGACCAGAUAUAGUGAAUGCAGGGGUCCGGGGAGAGCGGAUAUAGUGAAUGCAGGGUCCGGGGAGAGCGGAUAUAGUGAAUGCAGGGUCCGGGGAGAGCGGAUAUAGUGAAUGCAGGGUCCGGGGAGAGCGGAUAUAGUGAAUGCAGGGUCCGGGGGGA